Caenorhabditis remanei is the source of this 729-nucleotide messenger RNA. RefSeq lists its product as uncharacterized. Lineage: Eukaryota; Metazoa; Nematoda; Chromadorea; Rhabditida; Rhabditidae. The record is from RefSeq and is a predicted model, not a curated record. The transcript has 6 exons. The coding region runs from base 1 to 729 and encodes 242 amino acids.
AUGAUUGAUAUCAUCACUCACUCACAGCUCUUUUUUGUUUCGAUCUUACUUAUACCAUAUGUUUCACCUCUCAACUCAAAUUCAAUUGAUUGGUGCGAAUACUGGGCGAGGGUCGCUAAACAAAAUGAGUUUUUGAAGACCGAUCGACCAGAAUGUGUUGGAUAUGAAUUGCCAGCCGGAUUCAAACGAACUGAAACCUUUGCCUGCUCAAAAACCGAGAUCUAUAACUGCCUGGAUUGUGAGCCAACAUGUCACAAUCUUGUCCCAAAAUGCCGCAAGGUACGACGAAUAUUCGCAACAGUUUUCACGAUUCACGACACGAGAGUACAGCGUAGUGUUCAGGAACAAUGUAAUAAAGGAUGUGUUUGUAAGAAUGGUCUAGCCAGGAAUACCGAAGGAAAGUGCGUUACACUUCGAGAAUGUGCCGCCCAGUCACCACCGAAAAAUGAUUCUGUGAAAGGAGAGGAAGAGGAUGGGACUGUUAUGAAGACAGUGAAAAAGAUGGUUCCAGUCAUUGUAAAUGAUGUCUGGAAAGCGCUUUUCAACUCAAUCAGUACUCCGGACACUCAAGGGAAAACCGGCAAUAAAGAUGUGAUAACUCCAGUCUUGACGCCUGUGGAAACAGAAUCCAGAGAUAAGAAUGUGAAUAUCACUUUCACUGCACCAGCACCAUCUGAAAUCAAGGAUGAGAAGCAACUUCAGAAAGGAUUUUAUAUCGAUUAUCCAUAA